Clupea harengus (Atlantic herring) is the source of this 4181-nucleotide messenger RNA. RefSeq names its product neutral alpha-glucosidase AB-like. Gene Ontology annotation, molecular function: carbohydrate binding; glucan 1,3-alpha-glucosidase activity. Gene Ontology annotation, cellular component: glucosidase II complex. The record is from RefSeq and is a predicted model, not a curated record. Lineage: Eukaryota; Metazoa; Chordata; Actinopteri; Clupeiformes; Clupeidae. Gene Ontology annotation, biological process: N-glycan processing; carbohydrate metabolic process.
UUUGCUGGGAUUAAGAAAACCACAGAAAAAUGAACUAAUGUUUUUAUAUUAUUGUUAAUCUUCUCGUUGUAGUUACAAAAUGAACCUAAGUAUGUGAAACAAAACAGUCAUAUGAUAGCGGGGGUAAAGGUCAAUCUUGUUGAGAAACAUGGCGGCUCCCACUGACAGGAUGGGACUGCUGCUCGUGGCCCUGUUGCCUGUCCUUUUUAGCAUUGCCGACGCUGUGGAUCGUAGUAACUUCAAAACAUGUGAUCAAAGUGCCUUCUGCAAGCGUCAGCGAGAUGUGAAGCCUGGACAGUCUCCGUAUAGAGCUCUGUUGGAGACGAUGGAGCUCAGUGAGGCACGCCUUACACUGCAGCUCAUCAACGACAACAACAAGGUGCGAUUACUGCUGGAGCUGUAUAGACUGCAAGGGAACAUGACACGGGUCAGAAUUAAUGAACUGAAGCCACUCAGGCCAAGAUAUGAGGUGCCAGAUGUUCUCAUCCAAGAGCCGCCUACUGAAUCCCUCUUGCUGCUAGAGCGAGAUGAGCAUGGUAUGGUUCUUUCCCUCGGGGUGGAUGACCAGCGACUCAUCAUCAAUGCCCGUCCCUUCCGUCUCGAUAUCAUGGAUGGGCCAAAGGUCCUGUUGUCCCUCAACUCCCGAGGCCUGCUGGUUUUUGAGCACCUCCGCCUGCGCAAGGACACUAUCUCUCAUAAAAUAAGUAGCACAGUCGGUAGCAUGUGGGAUAAGAUCAAGAGCGUGUUCUCUAGUAAAACUGAGGCAGAUGCCGAAGGAGUUGAAAAUGAUGUGGAACAGAAUGAAGCUGAGAAGGUUGAAGAGGUAGAGGAGGUAACGGAGGAGGAAGAGCAGCCAGGCAUGUGGGAAGAGACAUUCAAAUCUCACAGUGACGCCAAGCCCAGCGGUCCAUCCUCCAUCAGUUUAGACUUCUCUUUCCCCGGGGUCGACCAUGUCUAUGGCAUUCCAGAACACGCAGAUAGCCUUAAACUUCGAACAACAGAUGGAGGGGAGCCCUAUCGGCUGUACAAUCUGGACGUGUUCCAGUACGAGCUGUACAACCCCAUGGCCCUGUAUGGCGCCGUGCCUGUGCUCCUGUCCCACACCGCGGAGAGAACCAUGGGCCUCUUCUGGCUCAACGCAGCGGAGACCUGGGUGGAUAUCAGCUCCAGCAGAGCUGUACAGGGUGGCGGUGACGCUCCACAGACAGACGUGCGUUGGAUCUCCGAGAGCGGCAUCAUCGACGUCUUCAUCAUGCUGGGCCCCCGCCCCACGGACGUGAUCUCUCAGUACGCCUCCCUCACAGGCACGCAGUCGUUCCCCCCGCUCUCUGCCCUGGCUUACCACCAGUGUCGGUGGAACUACAAUGACCAGGAGGACGUGCAGGCUGUGGAUAAUGGCUUCGACGAGUACGACAUUCCGUACGACUUCAUUUGGCUGGACAUCGAACACACAGACGGCAAGCGCUACUUCACCUGGGACCCAAAUAAGUUCUCCCAGCCUCGCGAAAUGCUUCAGAACCUGAAGGACAAAAAGCGAAAGAUGGUCACCAUCGUGGACCCUCACAUCAAAGUGGACAGUAGUUACAAGAUCCACAAAGAGAUCCGUUCAAAGGAUUUUUACAUUAAAAACAAAGAUGGCGGUGACUAUGAAGGAUGGUGCUGGCCAGGGAAUGCGGGCUACCCGGACUUUACCAACCCUGAAAUGAGAGCCUGGUGGGCCACUAUGUUUGCUUAUGACCAGUAUGAGGGCACCAUGGACAACCUGUACACUUGGAAUGACAUGAAUGAGCCAUCAGUGUUCAAUGGCCCCGAGGUGACCAUGCACAAGGACGCACUGCACGGGGGAUGGGAGCACAGGGACGUCCACAACCUGUACGGCUUCUACGUGCAAAUGGCCACUGCUCAGGGUCUGAUCCAGAGGUCGGGUGGAGUGGAGAGGCCUUUCGUCCUGACCAGAGCUUUCUUUGCUGGAUCCCAGCGUUAUGGUGCGGUGUGGACGGGGGAUAAUGCUGCAGAGUGGGGCCACCUGAAGAUGUCCAUCCCCAUGUGCCUGAGUCUGGGCCUGGUGGGCAUCUCCUUCUGUGGAGCCGAUGUUGGGGGCUUCUUCAAGACUCCCAGCCCAGAGCUGUUGGUGCGCUGGUACCAGGCCGGUGCCUAUCAGCCUUUCUUCCGGGCCCACGCUCACCUGGACACCCCGCGCCGCGAGCCUUGGCUCUUUGGCCCGGAGAACACGGCUCUGAUCCGCGAGGCGGUGCGUCAGCGCUACACCUUGCUGCCCUACUGGUACCAGCUCUUCUACAACGCCCACCGCACCGGACAGCCAGUCAUGAGACCUCUGUGGCUAGAGUACCCUGGAGACCCUGCUACUUUUGCCAUUGAGGAUGAGUUCCUACUGGGGAAGGACUUGCUUGUUCAUCCAGUCACAGAUGAAGGGUCACAUGGAGUAACCGCCUUCUUGCCUGGAGAGGGAGAGGUUUGGUAUGAUGUCCAUACAUAUAAGAAGCACCAGGGAAACCUGAAUCUUUACAUUCCUGUCACCAUGAACUCUAUUCCUGUCUUUCAAAGAGGCGGCUCCAUCAUCACUAGGAAGGAGCGUGUGCGGAGGUCUUCUUCCUGUAUGGAAGAUGACCCCUACACUCUCUAUGUGGCUGUAAAUGCACAGGGAACGGCAGAGGGAGAGCUUUACAUCGAUGAUGGCCACACUUUCAACUAUGAGAAGCAGAAUCAGUUUAUUCACCGGCGUCUGACCUUCACUGAAGGCUCAUUGUCAUCGAGCAACCUGUCUCCAGAUUCUCAGUUCUCCACAGCCUCUUGGGUAGAGAAAGUGAUCUUCAUUGGAGUCCCCAAACCUAGCGCUGCUACCCUCAGGACUGCUGAUGGCGCCGAGUCUCCUCUGGAGUUUGAGUUUGAUCCCGCCUCUGAGCUGCUCGCUCUGCGCAAGCCUGGCGUGAACGCUGGGGCCGACUGGACCAUUCACCUGCGGUAACCCAUGGUAACCCAUGGUCAUAAGUGUGGACUUGCGUACUCAUUCCUCUGUUGUCAAUGAUCAGGUGAUGGUUAUCACCUGCAGUAUGACGGCUGUUUUACACACACACCACGCGCACACACACACACACACACACACACACACACACACACACAUUCAAAGGCACGUACAUUUACAAUGUGGAAGUUUGGAAUUAGGUGUCCAUUCAGGGAAAAAUCCAUCGGCAAAGGGGAUAGGAUUGACUUUUAGACGUUUGCUUGUCUUGUGUUGCCACUGGAUACUGGGCCCUGAGGGAUGAGCUGGCUAGGACCACAUUUGUAGACUAUUUCUAAGGAACACUUCAUUUAGGUUGGAACAAUUCAUUGAAGACUUAUGAUUUUGACAGGUUAGGGUUGUUACAUUUUGUGUUUUGAUUAUUUGUCAUGAAUAAAAUCACUGAGGUUUGCACUUAAACAACUGAGCCCAGUGAACAAUUGUCUUAUGUUUGUUAUUCAUAGUAUCAUUUCCUUUUACUUAAGUUGAUUGCAAAAGUCCAGAUUUGCUAUUCAGUAAUUAAAACUAAAAAAAAACAUUUUAAUUAUAUAUAAUAAUUAGAAAAAACAGAAAUUCACAUUUCAGCAAACCAGCUGCCAUUGCAGAUGUUAAUUGACUGACAAGUUAUGAAAUCAAGGAGGCCAGUUAUCAAAUCAAGGUCAUUUCCUUCAAUGCUGACUCGGUGAUGACAAAAAAAUAAGAUUACAGAUUCGAUGUGCACAUCCAGUACUCGUGUGGUAGAGGCCUACAGCUAAACUGACCAAAUGAAGGAUGGCGAGGGUGACCUUUUACAAUAGAACAUAUUGGCCAGUAAUGGCUUCCUCACUCUUCACAUUCUUUGCUGCACAACAUGUUGGCAUCUCAUUCCUUUUUUAAGGGCUCAUAUGCUGUUACCUCAAGCAAUUGAUUUCCCCCUUUACAUAAAGACCACCAGAACAGUGGUGACCAGGACAAAGAUGGAGCCUUGAACUACACUACACUACACUGUCACAAGAAAUGCAGUAUUUUUUGGUUUUGAACAGUGUUAAGAAACAGUGCUGAAAAUGUCAAUAUUUUGUAGUGAUCUAUAAUGUGCUUAACAUUGGAAUUAUUGAAAAAGAAUGGGAUUUGUGAGUUGUCAGCUCUACCCUUCAACAAACAAAAAUAAAUAAAUAUUCAUGUG